Molecule: messenger RNA, 842 nt
Organism: Argiope bruennichi
Lineage: Eukaryota; Metazoa; Arthropoda; Arachnida; Araneae; Araneidae
Product: adult-specific rigid cuticular protein 12.4-like
Exons: 2
Coding region: 151-579 (142 amino acids)
Cellular component (GO): chitin-based extracellular matrix
Molecular function (GO): structural constituent of chitin-based larval cuticle
Source: RefSeq, a predicted model, not a curated record
AGAAUGUUCUAAAUAAUUGUCGAGAAUGGAUAAGAUGACAUCGGAUGAUCCAGGUAUAAAUACUCCCUCCGCUUCUUCGAAUCCUCACUCGAUUCAUCUAGUGUCUUCUAUUCCUCUAGUGUGCAGGAAAAGCAGUUCUCUAAGUCCACCAUGAAAUAUAUCAUUGCCACCCUUCUCUUGGCCUCUGUUGCCAUGGCCGCCGAAGUGGGCGUGAACCUCGCGGGAGGAGCCUACAACUUUGGAUUUAACACUGGAGACGCAACUGGCCACAGCAGAGUCGAAUCUGGCAUUCCUGGUGCUGCAACUGGUAGCUACAGCUACAUUGAUGCCAAUGGAGACAGAAGAACUGUCCACUACACUGCCGGACCUGAUGGAUUUAAGGCUACUGGGGAUGUCGGAGUAGACAGGAAAACUGCCGAAGCUGCAGCUGCCAUGGCAGCCCUCGCCCCUAAGGCUCCUCCAGCACCUGCCCCAGCUGCUCCAGUCGCCCCUGUCGUUCCUGGUGCAUGGGGAUACUGGGGUGCCCCACACUACUCUGUCAUCCUUCCCGGUUUGGCUGGAUAUGCUGCCAGAUGGUAAAUCACCAAAUCAAAUGGAUGAAGUUUGGAAAUCGACGCUCAAUGGACCGACAUCUGCAUUUAUGCCAUAAAAUGCUUUGGGAUCACUUUGUUCAAACAACUGCUUUUUAGGGUUGCGGUUUGUGAUAUUUCGGUGUUAUUGCUCAACAACAACUACAACCCAAAAAUUUGUCAUAAAUCUUGUCAUUGUUUUGUCACAAAUACUUUAUCGUCAAAGCUCUGUUGUAUAUAGUAGAAAAAUAAAUGUUUGCAAUCUUCCGAUAA